Messenger RNA from Cryptomeria japonica (Japanese cedar), 959 nucleotides. Its product is annotated as putative B3 domain-containing protein Os03g0621600. Gene Ontology annotation, molecular function: DNA binding. NCBI's taxonomy places the organism in Eukaryota, Viridiplantae, Streptophyta, Pinopsida, Cupressales, Cupressaceae. The transcript is spliced from 3 exons. Bases 327 to 959 code for a protein of 210 amino acids. The record is from RefSeq and is a predicted model, not a curated record.
UUAUGUUCUACCUGAUACAACUCGCCAUGAUUAUGAUGGCAAAUCUAAGUAAAAAUCUAUAUUUCUUCAGACCGGUCUAAUUCUGAUUGACAUUCUCUAUUACUCUGGCUGUGUUGUAGAUAUAUUCAUGCAUGUAGGUGUUUCAGGAUUCUUAAUAUUUCUUAGCUUUUAUCUUUAGAAGCUCUGCAUCUGGGUUUGCCAUGGAAGAUGAAGAAAAAAGGGAGCUUUUUAAACCAUGCAGGAUGUGCUAUCAGAAAUGUUUUAGAAUUCAUGGUAAAUACCAUGAGAAAUAGUGCUUUGAUGGGUGUGUUUCCUUCUUCAAAGUUAUGCUUGGAGCCUUUACAGAAAGACUGAGCAUUCCGCCUGCAUUUGAUUCACAGUUUAUAUAUGAGAGGGAGGAACAUAUGGUGUUGCAAGGCCCAAGUGGGCAGGAGUGGGAUGUUCAAUUAUUGGGUACAAACACUACCCUGGAAUUCCGACAUGGGUGGGAAAAUUUUGUGCAUUAUCAUGGACUGAAACUGGGAGAUUUUGUUGUGUUCAAGUACAUAUCUAAGCUGUGCUUGAAGGUUCAGAUAUUUGAAAAAAGUGGAUGUGAGAAAGAUAUCAGUGCUCAGAAAACCAACAUUGAUUUAGAUGAGAGAUGCCCUGAUCAACCAAUGUUGUUGAUUUAUUUGGUUUGUGAUGAGGAAAAGAAUGAUACAGCUGAACCAGCUCCUGAAAAUCGAAGGAGGAAGAAGAAAAGGAAAUCUAAGCUUACAGGCCAUUCAUCCAAGAAAUAUGGGCACCUUUUAUCCUCUCAAAAGCACAUGGCAAUGGAGAUUGCUGCUCCUUUCAAGUCAGAUAAACCCUUCUAUAAAAAGGUUAUGAAAUCAUGGAAUGUAAAUGACCCACACAUGCUAGUGAGAUCAAAUUCUCUUCUUCUUUUUGGUUAUAUAUAUUUUAGCAUUCCAUGGAAAUAG